AUGUAUUUCUUUUCGCUGGUAGCCGCGGCUGGACUCGCGCAUGCCUACACUGUGGUCGUCGCCGAGCAGUUCAUGCUGAAAAACAUUGAUCCUAUUGUUCUUCCUGGCCAGUACAAGAGCCACAUGCACAGCUUCUUCGGAUCUGAUGCCGUCACGAUCAACACCAACACCUCGGCCGAGCUCCAGGCCGGUUGCUCAACCAACGAGAACCCCAACGACCUUUCCGGGCGGCAAACACACCCCAUCACCCCCAUGCGCUUCAGCGCCUACUACGUCAACAUCGGCGACGCCGAGAUCGCCUUCCCGCAGAACUUCAAAGCCGUUGCCGGCAACGCCAAGGGCACGUCCCAGGCGGACGUCGAGAGCGUCUACGGCAUUCAGUGGAUGUGCGAGGGCGUCUCCAACACCGACGGCGGCAAGGACGUCGCCGCCUUCCCGACCAAGACCUGCCCUACCCAUCUGCAGUCCCUCCUGCUGUUCCCGGACUGCGUCAACCCAGACACCCUCGACUCCGCCUACUCAGGCACCCAGAACUGGAGCGGCAGCUUCCGGCCCGCGAACCGCUGCCCGGCGGGCAUGAAGCGCAUCCCACAGCUGCGCUUCUCCAUCCGCUAUGAUCUGCGCAAGCUGCUACCGAAUGGGUGGUCCGGCACGCCGCCGCUGGAGUUGGCGUGCGGCUCAUCGUACUGCUGGCACGGCGAUUUUAUUAAUGGAUGGGUUCCUGAGGCGGCGGAGAAUAUGCUCAAGGCGACGGAUAAGCGGGAGUUUAUGCAGAUUGAUGGGCCGCUGGGCGGAGGGAAGGAUGGGUCCAAGUGUGGAGCGAAGAAUGCGAAAGAUCAGGAUCCUAAUCAUGGAACGAGCGAUUAUGAGGAGAGUGUGAAGAUGAUGUCGAGCAAGAGGAGUAUUGGCCGGCGUCGCAUCAUGACAGCACGCUAUGCGGACGUUCACAAGAAUCCCCAAGGCCCAGGGGAUGCGCGCCCAACAGCCAUGCAGAUCAUCCAGGACGAGGGCUUAGAGGGCCAACUAACCGGCUCCUCGAUCCUCAUCACUGGCGCAUCCUCAGGCAUCGGCGUCGAGACCGCCAAAACACUCUUCACCACCGGCGCAACCCUCUACCUGACAGCCAGGAACCUAAACAAAGCCAAACAAGCCCUCGGCGACCUAGUAUCCUCUCCGCGCGUACACCUGCUCAAACUAGACCUGGAAUCCCUCGCUAGUGUGCGCGCCUGCGCCGCCGAGGUCCUCUCCAAGACCCAAACCCUCAACAUCCUCAUCGCCAACGCCGGCGUCAUGGCCACCCCGGAAGGACGCACCAAGGACGGGUUCGAGACCCAGCUCGGAACCAACUACCUAUCUCACUUCCUGCUCUUCCUCCUCCUGCGCCCGGCGCUGCUGGCCGCUGCGACCCCACAGGCGAAUUCUCGCGUGAUCCUCCUCUCGUCCCUCGCACACCGUUACUCCGAGGUGGAGUUUGACAACCUCAACCUCGACGGCGAGUACGACAGGUGGAAGGCGUACGGGCAGAGCAAGUGCGCGCUGGUGUGGGCAGCGAACGAGAUUGACCGCCGCUAUGCCUCGCGUGGUCUGCGUGCGUUUAGUGUCCAGCCCGGUGGCAUUAUGACCGGACUGGCGCAGCACUUGUCUGAGGAAGAGCAGAGUGGAUUCACUGAGGAUCCGACACUUGGACCGCGGCUUAAGAGUCCGGAGCAGGGUGCUGCUACUUCGGUUUGGGGGGCUGUCGCCAGAGCUCUGGAGGGGAUGGGCGGGAAGUACCUCGAGGAUGUGCAGAUUGCUGAAGCGCAUGACGCCAGCGGGGGACCGUGGGCGCCAGGGUAUGCCUCGUAUGCGUAUAGCCCGGAGAAGGAGAGGAGGCUGUGGGAUGUGUCGCUGAAGUUGGUGGGUGUUGAUGAGUGA
Aspergillus novofumigatus IBT 16806 is the source of this 1914-nucleotide messenger RNA. RefSeq names its product putative short-chain dehydrogenase/reductase. Lineage: Eukaryota; Fungi; Ascomycota; Eurotiomycetes; Eurotiales; Aspergillaceae. Bases 1 to 1914 code for a protein of 637 amino acids. The transcript is spliced from 4 exons. The record is from RefSeq and is a predicted model, not a curated record.